CUAAUGCUGGUGCUACUGGUGGCAGUUGUCUCUGCAGUAGUAGCGGAGAAAUCGGCUGUGGACUUGUCACGGCUGCCUGACGGCUUCCUGAUGGGCACAGCCACGUCUGCCUACCAGACAGAGGGCGCCUGGAACGAGGAUGGUAAAGGAGAGAGCAUAUGGGAUAACUUGGUGCACAUGAACCCCAGCUAUUCGGUUGACUGCAGUAACGGCGAUGUGGCAGCCGACUCGUAUCACAAGUAUAGGAGAGACGUCGCCAUGCUCAAGGAAUUGGGGGUGGAUGUCUACAGAUUUUCAGUGUCCUGGCCUCGCAUAAUGCCCACUGGUGACCCGACUGAGAUCAACCACAAGGGCGUCGCCCAUUACGAUGCACUCAUCAACCUGCUGCUGGAGAAUGGUAUCACACCCAUGGUGACGAUGUACCACUGGGAUCUGCCGCAACGCCUGCAAGACUUAGGUGGAUGGGCCAACGCGAUAAUGGCUUACUACUUCGAGGAGUACGCCAAUGUGCUCUUCACCAAGUUCGGCGACAGGGUGAAGUGGUGGGUGACGAUCAACGAGCCGGAGCACAUCGCGGCGGGCUACGAGCCUGCUCUUUCCGUAUACGUACCCAGCGUGGCGCCGGGGCUGCCCGGCCACCCGGGCGUGGGAUCCUACCUGGCGGCCCACACGAUGCUGCUGGCGCACGGCCGCGCCUACCGCCUCUACAACACCACCUUCCGGCACCGCCAGCACGGUCGUCUGGGACUGGCACUGAGCGCUGUACACAUACAGCCUGCAUCGGAUACUCCAGAGGAUGUUGAGGCUGCGCGCCGUCUCUUCCAGUUCCAGGUGGGCUGGUUCGCGCACCCCGUAUAUAGCGCGGAAGGCGACUACCCACUCGUGAUGCGCGAGCGCAUAGACUGCCGCAGUCAGAUGGAGGGUCGCUGGCGGUCGCGUCUGCCCAGCUUCAGCGAACACGAACGCCGGAUGCUCAUAGGCUCUGCAGACUUCAUAGGUGUAAAUGAAUACACAUCAUCACUGGGGAGGUCCAAUGAAUCUGCAGGGGAUGCUGGAGCCAGCAUGGACCUCAACCCACAGUGGCCAACUGCUGCAGCCAAAUGGCUUCAGGUGGUGCCCUGGGGCUUUCGUGAGAUCCUCAACACUCUGGCCAAAGAAUAUCCAGGAUAUCCUAUCUUUGUAACUGAGAAUGGCUAUGCUGACCUUGGUGGCCUCAAUGACACUGAUCGUAUACAUUACAUUGUUAGCUAUAUGUCAGAAAUGCUGAAAGCUAUUUAUGUGGACAAAGUGCCUGUCAUUGGAUACACAUACUGGAGCCUCAUGGACAGUUACGAGUGGGAUAAUGGCUACAGGAUCAAGUUUGGCCUCUACUCGGUGGACUUCAAGCACUCGGACAGGAAGCGGCGUCCUAAGCAAUCUGCACGAGUGAUUGCUGCAAUCAUUAAGCGCAAGCGUCUGCCACAAUGGCUGAACAUGACUGCUGAAAGCAUAGGCAAAAGUUUGGGUUAA
This is a messenger RNA of Schistocerca nitens (vagrant locust), 1509 nucleotides long. RefSeq names its product myrosinase 1-like. The transcript has 11 exons. Gene Ontology annotation, molecular function: beta-glucosidase activity. Lineage: Eukaryota; Metazoa; Arthropoda; Insecta; Orthoptera; Acrididae. Gene Ontology annotation, biological process: carbohydrate metabolic process. The record is from RefSeq and is a predicted model, not a curated record. The coding region runs from base 4 to 1509 and encodes 501 amino acids.